Molecule: messenger RNA, 6436 nt
Organism: Anarrhichthys ocellatus (wolf-eel)
Lineage: Eukaryota; Metazoa; Chordata; Actinopteri; Perciformes; Anarhichadidae
Gene: gtf3c4
Product: general transcription factor IIIC, polypeptide 4
Exons: 5
Coding region: 31-2355 (774 amino acids)
Biological process (GO): transcription initiation at RNA polymerase III promoter
Cellular component (GO): transcription factor TFIIIC complex
Molecular function (GO): histone acetyltransferase activity; protein binding
Source: RefSeq, a predicted model, not a curated record
AACGUCACUUCCACCGCAACGGGGGAAAACAUGGCGGCUGCCAGUCCGUCAGCUUCGGCACCAGCACAGCCCAGAGAUUUAGUCGUUAAGACCGAGCCAGAGGCCGAUGAUGAUCUGCACAUUUGCCCGGAGGAGGUGCCGGUUAAGCGGGACCCCGUCGUCCCGCUCAUGGCCCCGGUCAGCGGGCUGCAGCCGCUCGCCUGGUCUCAUGACCACCGCCUGGCUGUGUGCACCACCAGCUCCGUGUCGCUGAUGGAGCUGGUGUGCGACGUCCACAGCAGCAAGCAGGAGCUGACGCUGCACCGGACCUCGAUCCCCGUCCCGACCGAGGCGAUGAAACUGCGGGUGGGACCUGCGGCGGAGCUAGCUCAAGCAGUGGAGAAGUUCUCGGCGCACCAGGACCCCACAGUACGACAAGUUUUUCUGGCCGACAAAGUGAUGAACCCGUCGAUAGGAGCGCACAAGGGAAUAAAAUAUGCCAGUUGGUCUCCGUUAGGUUGUGACUCGAGCGGGCGCUGUCUGCUCGCUUGCCUAACACUCGACCACAGACUCACCAUCCACAACAGCCACAAGCGUCUGGAGUGGAACACGCUCGUCGACCUCACCAAAACGUACAGCGACCGGCUAAAGGAGCGAGGCUACUCCAAAAAGGACAACAAGCCCCCGCAGGCAAAUCUGCUGGACUUCGACGAGCUGCAGCGGCGCUUCCGCAUGCAGACUCCUCUGAGGAUGGAGUGGUCGAGCGUUUACACGACCAAACAGGUCCAGCCGAACAACACGUGCAAAGACAUGGAGAUGGUCCUCCUCGCCGUCUUAAUGGAAAACGGUGACCUCGUUCUGUGGAAGUUUGUGUUGCCCUUUUUGGACGAUGCCGAGGUCGUGUUUUAUGACAUCGUCGAGUCGGACGUGACUAGACCGAGUGACCUGGCGUGGUGGGAGUACGAAAGCACAGACCGGCGGAUGAGCGGCCUGAUCGUCGGCAGCGAGGUGGGGCCCGUCAAGAUCGUGCCGGUCAGCCUGUCGGGGGUGAAGGGCUACUUCACCCUCCGCCACCCGGUCAUCCUCUGGAAGGAGUGUGAUGAGAUCGCCGUGGAAAACCUCAAAUGUGUCCCGAUGAUCCACCCGAUCCAGAAAUCCAGCUGCAGCCUCAUCGUGGCCUCGCGCGGCUGCUACGUCUUCUGGUGCCUGCUCAUGAUUUCGCCGGCCGGACUAAAUGUGCACAACUCUCACGUGGCCGGGCUGCACUCGCUCCCGGUGGUCUCCCUGGCGAUCAGUCAGCACGGUGUCGCGGUGUACACGUGUUCCGUGGACGGGUGGAUAAAAAAGCUGACUCCAACGUUCACGGAGAACACGUUGAUUUUCAAACAAGAGGACUUGCUGCGGCCCGAAAACCUCUCUGAGAGGAGGAUACACGGGAUAGCGGUGAGCCGCAACGGAGCGUACAUCGCGCUUGCCAGCACGCAAGGUAUGGUGGACGGCUAUCAUCCAGUCAACAGGACCUACCAGGUUCACUUUGUGACCCUGAAAACAUCGGAGGCGGCCGCGACGCUGCUGCUUAAGUCCCCCACGCAGAACUUGUACAAAUCGGUCGACCUGCUCGAUCUCGUGAGGUGGCAGAUUUUGAAAAGCAAGUGCAUCCCCGCGUCGCUGCUGGACGAGCUCGACCGAAAGAUCCAGGAGGUCGACUCACCCUACUUGUGGCGCUUCAAGCUCUUCCUGGUGCGGAUACUUUACCAGUCCCUGCAGACGCCCCCCACGGAUCACCGCUGGAAACCGACGCACGAGGAGAACAAGGUGUUUGUAAGGGAUGAGGAGGAGGAGGAAGACGGGAAGGACAAAGACGACGCUGCGCAGGGGGAAGGAGAGCCCGGUGGAGUGAAACGGGAGGAGGAGCAGAUGGAGGAGGUGCAGGCUUGGAUCAAUGCUGUGGAGACCCACAUGAUGAGGGAGAACAUGAAGAAGGUGCUGGGGGUGGUGUACCUCAACACCUGGAUUGCUCAGAACACCAGCAUUCCUACCUGUGGCCUGGUGGAGUACCUCUCCAGAGACACUAACGACAGAGCGUCAGAGGUCCUGAUUGGCCACAUCAAGAACAAGAUGAACAAGCAGACGUUCUCGGAGCGCUGCAGCCUGUGUCAGGCCGUGCUGCCCUUCUCGGACCACAAACAAGCCGUCUGUAAAAACGGUCACAUGUGGCUCAGGUGUGUGUUGUCAUACCAGGCCUGCCAGACGCUGACGUUCAGACGUUGCCUCCUGCUGGAUACCAUCGCCAGACUGCCAGAGCCUGAGGACCCGGAGUGGAUAAAGAAGAUCCUGCAGGCGCCCUGCACGCUCUGCGACUCUCCGAUGAUCUAGAGCCGACCGGUGGGAGGAACCUCAGGGCUUCCCUGCGACCUCCAGAGCUUCCCGCUCUGACGCAGGGUCCACUUUUGUCAGACGUCACUGUUAAGACUUUUUUUUUAAAAAAAUUUUAUUCAUGUAUUUUGUUCAUGUUCUAUUUCUUUAUAUUGGUAUCUUUUUAAAAGUUCAAAUAAAAGGCUUUGAUUAUGCGUUCUAGCUGGUAUUUCCUCUCAAGAGGAAGUGUUCCCCCCCGCGUGGCUUUAAAUUCAUAUUUUACUGAGGUAAAGCAUUUUGGACUCAAACUUUACAGAUUUCUUUAUUUCCUCCCUUCUCAAACAAAUUCCCAGCCAGACGCAGUGUUUGCACGAGGGUGCAAAGAAACAAAAUUUAAAAUGUACUCGUAUGUGGAGGUUUCUAUUAUUCAGUAGGACUUCAGGGCACCAUAAAUAAGCUCCCUUAUUUUCCUUAUGUUGACUAUAUUUCCAAACCUUUUGGUGUAGUUUUUAUUGCAAGUAAGUGGAACUUACUCUGCUAGUCCUAUUUUAGUCAGGCGCUCUUUUUCUUUUUUCUUUCUUUCUCCCUUCUCUUUUUGAGCGCAACAAAUAACACACUCUGAAUAAUACAUACUCUGGAAAAAGCUCAACAUACCUACUUUAAUUGGCACUGUAAAACAAUUUCCAAGCUGUGGGUGGAGGUGGGUGGUGGUGGCGCUCAGUCAUUCCCUCAGAUGAGGACUUCCGCUAAUGUAAACGCAGAAGAGAUGGAGAGGCGAGGUGGAUGAGAUGAGCAAGAGGCAGGAAGAAAGUGGAAAGUGUGCUUAAAAAGCCGGCGCGGUCCCUCCCGCGGGAGUGCGUCGUAAUGAGAUUCAGCAGUAAUGAGGGACAGAACAUGGCGCCAGAUGUGAUUCUAAUUCUAAUCAAGGAGGGGAGGGUGGCAGUGAUGGGGAGGGAGGGGGGGAGUUAGAGAGCAUAUUGUUAAAUACAAUUAACCCUUUUUUCAUAUUUGGAGGGAACAAGGGCUGAAGGGAGGGGCUACAGGCUCGGCAGCAUGUUCUCGGCCCCCUUCUGGAGACUUGAGAGGUCGGCGGCCGGCGAUCAAAGACCUGAGACCUGAGAGACCGGGCCAGCAGCAGAGCCUCCUCGAUCCACCGCCAACUCUCAUCCCUUACAUCAGCAGGGCCCGGCAGAGGUGGGCCGGGGUCUGCCCCCCCUCUGGUGACACUGGAGAUGAUAGCCUGCCCCGGGGCGAGGAGAGAGGAGGCAGCUCGCCUCCAAACACACAGGACUUCAUGAAAGGGGAACUUUUCUUUUAUUUAUUUCUUUUUUUUAAGCCCACAUUUCUUUACCCAGUGGUGUCAUUUAUUGGCCCAGGACUCGGUGAAGGUUCGCUGCUUUUGGGGAAGAAAGGGAUGUCUCCCGCUUUACUAGAAAGUGAAUCAUUUAUCACAUUAUUCUGUGCAGCACUAGUGGAAUGAUUAGUUUUAGCAGCGCAGCGGUGAAAAGCGUCCAUGAAUGCACACGCAGGGGAAAGGGUAAAAACAAUACCAGCAAAAUAUCCCAUUAAGUAAAUUUGCUGCUUGUUUAAGCGUAAUGAUGAUUUACUGACACCACUCACUGUUAUCCCGUUGUUGACUAGCUAACCGUUGGAUGAUCCUAAAUUCUGCUUUUAGUGCAAAGAUUCUCUGGGAUGUGCAAAAAGUUACCGCCCAUAUGGACUUUUUUUUUUUUUUUUUUUUUACAGGACACGCAACAAACGUGUACAAAGCAAUUGAUCACGAAUGUUCGUUCUUAACUUUGGAAACUAGUUUGACAAGAAAAAAAAUAUAUAUUGGUCCAGGUCCACUUACUAGCUUUUUGCAGAGCUUUCAAUCACAUCUCAUGGUCUUCUUCAGCAGGAAGGAGAUGUGUGAAGCAUGCUCAGCUUCUACGCUAAUAAAAAGCUUGUAAGUGGAGUUACAUUUUUAUCAUGUCGAAUUAUAAAACCAUUGUUUUCCGUGCACUCCGCUUGAAAAAGCUUUUGAGAUUUGGCUCUUUUGUUUUUACACGUCGAGCGACACACGUCUGUGGGACUGCUCCCUUUCCCAACCUAAACUAAAAAACGUUGCCAUAACCUGCCAAAAUAAGAAAAGAAACUGGACCAAAUAGGCGUGGCAAUUUUGUUACAUAAAAACAUAUUUCUUUGGUUCAGUUAUUCUCUCUGUCCACGGUAUCUUUUACCAGAAUAAGUCUCAGACGAGCAAACAAAGGAAUAGAAGGUCAAAGGAAAUGGGCCAAUCCCAUUCCUUAUUUUUACCCCUACCACUCAUGUUUGAGUGCUUUUCGACCUGCUCCUCGGAGCAGAGUGACGAGGGUUGGUGGUUGAAAUCCUCCUCUAUGCAAUGGGUUAACCCCUGGGGACCCUGAAACUCCGUAGAGGUUGAUGCCGUUCUACUUCUUGUCAGAAUAGCGGUGCUCUGUCGGAUAGCGACCCGAGUUCCUACCCUGCCAUAGCAGCGGUACCAAGUCGUUAAGUUAAAUUACACAUUACACAUUACAGUCCCUGAAAGCCUCGUACUGAGCUGUUCACCGGCUCUGGCUGGAGGUGGUGUGAUGUGUUUGGUGCCUUCACGGCCUCCAGGUUCCAGGUUUUUUUUCUAAGCCUGGGGAUUGGGUGCUCUGUGUUGUAGUUUGUCAAGUGGAAGUGGCUCCUCAGGUUGUAAUGUUCCUGUCACUGAUAGGUGGAGACCAGCGCUGUUACAGAGGUUAGCUGUGUUUGGUUGAUCCUCCUCCCGCUUUAAUAUAAUAAUCCGUCAAAGAGCAGCUCCACUCGUAAUUACCUGCUUCCCCACCCUCUCCUCUCCCACUGUCUUUGCUCUCAACACUUCAAACGGGGGAUUUUUCUCUUUGCAUACAAUAUUUAUAUUCUUUAUGUCAGUGGAGGGGUGGCAUAAAACAUUCAUGGCACCUUUUCACACCUUAAUUUCAUGUGAUAUUCCUUUUGUUUAGAUUUGAUUUUGAACAUAUGUCCCCCGGUAUUCUCUCAAGACCAUCAAUUCAUUGUCGCUUCAGAAUAUUCCGGUUCGCAAUGUAAGAGGUGGCAGCCGCCGCCCCCCCCCCCCCGUUGACAUGUGACUGCAUCACCUGGCGGGAUCGCGACACCGUGUUCGUACACCUGCUGCUUCUCUCCUGUUGACUCUUCAUACGUUUUGUCACAUUUCUGAGGAAAGAUAAACGGCAUGAGACGAGACAAAUUUGUCAAACGUCAGCGAUGCCGUUCAUGUCUACUAGCUCUCUGUCGAUGUCUCUAGUUGUUUCAGGCCUCUGUGGGUAAACCACUGAGCAGCGCUGCUUCAUGGCAAUGCUGAAUAUUAGUAUUUAUGCAUCGUGUUGAAAUACUCUGAUUUGUGAGGUAUUUAAUAUGCAGGAUUAGUCAAAACAGACAUUUCUGUUCAGUUCUUUAACAGUUUCUCUGUUCAAACAUUUAAAAAAGCUAAGCAAAACCAAUUUCACAGUUUCCGUGAUGUACAUUGUUAGAGGAUGUUAAAUCCAGAAUAAGAAAACUCUGUUUAUCUCGCCUCACUGGUGAUGACAUCCUGACGUUUGGAGGAGAACAAAUAGACAGAACAUGACACCAAAUCAAUAGUUUCCUUCCUGGAAACCCUCGUCUUUUUCCUGAACGUAUUCUAGGUCUGUGAAAGAAAAGGCUUCAUAUUGACAAUUAUGCAAUUUGUACCAUCAACAAAAGUGUUUACGGUACACUUAUGCAUACGGUACCAGUAAACGGUAGAGGUGCAGGGCUAUGUAGCAUAACCUAUAUAUACCUAUGAUCUAUAUCCCGAUCAAUCGUAACAAUUUGUUUAAUAAAUAUAAAUGUAAUAAUGGGUUUUAGUAAAAAUACAUAUCUGAUUCAUCAUGUUAGUAAUUAGACACAUGUGCUUUAUUGGCCAGCCCUUACAGAAAUCUUACUUUGCUUUUCUUUACAGUAACUAUCGCUGUAGCAUCCAGACAAGAAGCAGGUAGUCCUGGCUGUCUGUAAAGUUAGGGCCCAGAAAUACACCACAGCAAACACCAGAGGCAAUCCAGAGUUGCAUCAUUGCACUUCUGCAGCUGCUGACUUC